CCUUCAUCGACUUCUUUGGUUUAUAGCCACGAGGUUUUAGAAUUAUUUCAAUUUAUUAGAAAAUUAUUAAAAAGAAAAUUGAUUUCUGACAAAUAAAAUGCCUCCAAGCAAUCCUUUACCACCUAAAGAGAAUGCUCUUUUUAAAAGAAUUUUGCGGUGCUACGAACAUAAACAAUACAAAAAUGGGUUAAAAUUCGCCAAACAGAUAUUAUCCAACCCAAAGUUCGCGGAGCAUGGAGAAACCUUAGCCAUGAAAGGUCUAACAUUAAAUUGCUUAGGUCGCAAGGAUGAGGCAUAUGACUAUGUACGCAGAGGUCUACGUAAUGAUCUGAAGUCCCCAGUAUGUUGGCAUGUGUAUGGGCUGUUGCAGCGCUCUGACAAGAAAUACGAUGAGGCAAUAAAAUGUUACCGUAAUGCACUAAAAUGGGAAAAGGAGAAUAUUCAAAUUCUCAGAGAUUUGUCACUAUUACAAAUUCAGAUGAGAGAUUUAGAGGGUUAUAAAGAUACCAGAUAUCAGCUUUUCAUGCUGAGGCCUACACAAAGAGCAUCAUGGAUAGGAUUUGCUAUGAGCUACCAUCUCCUCGGUGAUUAUGAAAUGGCAAACAGUAUCCUAGAUGCAUUCCGCACUCAUCAGAUGAAAGGUCCAUAUGAUUAUGAACACUCAGAAUUGCUAUUAUACCAGAAUAUGGUACUGGCCGAAUCAGGACAAUAUGAGAGAGCUUUGCAGCAUUUACAGAAGUUUGAAAGUCAAAUUCUGGAUAAAUUAUCUGUGAAAGAAACUUCUGGGGAAUAUUACUUAAAAUUGAACAGAUUCAAGGAAGCAGAAGGAAUUUACGAAGACUUGUUAAAGAGAAAUCCCGAAAAUGUUUUGUACUACAAUAAGUUAAUAGAAGCGAAACAACUCAUUAAAGCUGAAGACAAAGUGGCCUUUUUUGAUGAAUACAAGAAGCAGUAUCCAAAGGCAAUAGCACCACGACGGCUGCAAUUGACCGAGGCACAGGCGCAGUCCUCAUUUGAAAACCUCGUUGACGAGUACCUCAGACAUGGACUGUACAAAGGAAUUCCUCCACUUUUUGUAGAUUUGAGAUCUUUAUACGCAGAUCCAAUGAAAGCGGAAACGAUAGAGAAAUUAAUAAUACAGUACAUAGAUAAUUUAGCUAAAGAUUGUACAUUUGGGCCAGACCCGAGUGAAGUGAAGCAGCCCGCAAGCGCGCUUUUGUGGGCGUAUUAUUUCGCGGCCCAACACUUCGAUCACAAGAAGGAUACGGAUCGAGCGUUGCAUUACAUAGACGCCGCCAUUGAGCACACCCCUACAUUGAUAGAAUUGUUUAUUGUUAAGGGAAGAAUAUACAAGCAUGCCGGCGACCCAAUAUCCGCGUACCAGUGCUUAGAGGAAGCUCAAGCGAUGGACACGGCGGAUCGAUACGUCAACUGUAAAUGCGCGCGGUACAUGCUCAGGGCGGGCCACAUCAAACGAGCCGAGGAGAUGUGCGCCAAGUUCACGAGGGAAGGUGUACCGGCAACGGAGAACUUAAAUGAAAUGCAAUGUAUGUGGUUCCAAACGGAAGCUGCUGCUUCAUACCAAAGACUUCAACAAUGGGGAGAGGCUCUGAAAAAAGCACACGAAGUCGACAGACACUUCUCGGAGAUAAUGGAGGACCAGUUCGACUUCCACUCGUACUGCAUGCGCAAGAUGACGCUCCGCUCGUACGUGGGGCUGCUGCGGCUGGAGGACGUGCUGCGCGCGCACCCCUUCUACUUCCGCUGCGCGCGCGUCGCCGUGCGCGUGUACCUGCGCCUGCACGCGCGCCCGCGCUCCGACGCGCCGCAGACCGCCGAGCCCGACACAGAGAACCUAGCGCCUUCAGAAUUAAAAAAGCUUAGAAAUAAACAAAGGAAAGCCCAGCGUAAAGCAGAGCAAGAAAGCGCUCUGGCGGCACAAGUACAGGUAAAACGGGAGCAGCAUCAUAAAGCGCGGCAACAGCAGGAACAAGGCGACCCCGAAGCGCCGCAACUCGACGAACUGAUACCCGAGAAACUAGCGAGAGUAGAAGAUCCAUUAGAACAAGCAUUGAAAUUCUUGCAGCCCCUGAGGAUACUCGCGGCGGACAGGAUAGAGACACACCUAAUGGCCUUCGAAAUUUACUUUAGAAAAGAAAAGCCCCUACUGAUGCUGCAGUGUAUAAAGAGAGCGUGGAAAUUGGACAGCGAGAAUCCUGAGCUGGUGGACUGUCUGGUUCGUUUCCAACGGUGGCUGGAGGAAUCACUUUCCGGGCUGCAUCCGAACGUUGCGGCCGUUCUUAAGACUGAGACCCAACCGAUGGUGUUGGGACGCAGCGCGCUGCAGAUCGCGGAGCAGAGCGUGUCGGGCGCGGCGCGGCACGCGGCGGCGCUGUGGGCGGCGCGCGCGCUGCGGCGGCUCGUGCCCGACCGCACGGAGCAGGCGCUGCGCCUCGUCACCUCGCUCGACUACCCGGACGUCACUAUACAGAGUUGCGCAGACGUUUUAGAGAGCCUGAGGGAAGGCGACUUCGGUGAAUGCGAGGCGGUUAUAGAGCGCUACGUGGAGGCGUGCAGCGCGCGGUUCCCGUACGCGAUCGCCUUCAAGCCCGCGCCCGCGCCCGAAGCGAGCGAGAACCAUUCGGAAGAGACUACACCGCUACAGCCUAAAGAAAUUACUGCCAACAACUAAUGGCUGCGUCUGGCAGUGGCUCGAGGUUGAAAUCAAAGGAAAAUGUCCGAACGGGUGUUUGUAUGUCCGUCUCGUAACGGGCGACCGCCGCGCGGACACGCAGUCGGUCAAUUUGUAUUUUGUUUAUUGUUAAUUUGUUUUUUUUUCUCUUUGAUUUCAUAUUUCGAUCUUCGAAUUUGGCUAUUGGCCAAUUACGCACGAAUCUAAUGUUACUCUUCUGUUAACUAUAUAUUUUUCGCGUUAUCGUUUAUCUUAUUUAAAUUAUAGAUAAAACAAAUUUUCUUUUAGGAGAGUAAUGUUAGGUUUAAUCAGAAGAUGAGAAUUUCAUUUGACGAUUCGAUAUAUUGUUAGUAAAUUUCUCAAUCAAGGAAAUGUAUUUAUAACUGAAAUUUUAAGUCUUACUAACUUUAGGGAGUAUCAAAAGUACGCUGGUUCGGGUCGAUUGGUCUUUCAUAUCAAUAAUAAUGUCACAAAGACUGGUGAAGCGAGAUACGGUUUGUUUUUCAUUCGAAUUUUAUAUAUACAUUGUUCAUUUGCUGCGAUUUAUUUUGUUUCUUAUUGAAAGUGCGCGAUACGAAGUUACGAGACAUCGUUGUGACUUAAAAAUCGUGUCUAAAAGUUACCGAAAGCAAUAAAUUGACUGUUUAGUAGAGUAGGGUGCGGCUACAAUGCAUAAGGACUUACACGAUCGAUGUACAAAAUCACUUGUGAUAUAUAAAAAUAGCAAUAAUUAGUGAAUACUGUUUUAUUCGAUUGAAACAUUAAUGUGCUUAGUGCGAGUUUCUUAACGUUCUCGAUAGCGUAAAAGUUAACUCAAUUUUGUAUGCAGUUGGAACAGCGCCCCUAGCGGCAAACGUACGCAAACGAUCCCAUUCCAUACAAAUAUGAGUUAACUUAUACGCUAUUGAGAAAGUUAAAAAACUCGCACUAAGCACACUGAUUGUUCAUUGUUAGAUUUUCAAUGUGUUCCUCCUUCGUGGCAGUUGGUCAGUAAUCUUAACAGAUUUCUGUAAAUCGUAUUUAUGUUGAACUCUAAUUAAUUAUAGAGUCAAUAGUUUGGAAAACGGACUUUCAAUUCUGCCUUUAAAGUGUUGUAACUUUGAUGUCAUAUUAUAAGACAGACGGCAGAAUUUGCGUUUAUGCAAUAUUGCAAUUGUUGGUGCAAUAUCUUAGGGGCCUUACCCCUAAGAUAUUGCACCAACUUGUUGGCCCAACAAUACUAUUAAAAUAAAGGAGUGCAUUGCACCAAUUCGUUGGCCCAACAAUACUGAUUUAAAUAAAUGUGAGCCUGAAUUGUUCGAGCCGGAACAAGUGCCAGUACGCCUUUUUAAUACAGUAAAAGCUCGUUAUUCGCGGUGUAUAUGUUGGAAUGGUUAUUUACAUAUAUGGGAUUAUAGGGAAUACGUUCCUACGUGACAAACGCGUCGUAAAAAGUACUUAUAAAAAAGUAAUUACAACUACGCCUAAAGUAUAUCAUGUUUAAAUAUACUUUAGGCGUAGUUGUAAUAAAGUCUAGUUUACUUUUUUAUACCUUUGAAGCCGCGUUUAUAGGAUAUUCGGUUGGAUACCAACUUAUUGGAAUUUUUUUUUCAAUGUGAAAUGAAAUAAUUCUUAUAAGAAUCUUAUAUUUGCCUAAAAGCGCCUUUUUAAUCCGCAGAUAAUGAAAACGCAAAUGAAGGGACCGCGAAUAAGGGGCUUUUACUUUAUUUCCAAAAACUAAUUAAGGUUUACGGUUUGUGUAUUGAGGUUAUAUUUUUUCUUUUUAAUCAAUAAAAUUGGAAGACGACUGACGUUUUUGAGACGAUGAUGUUCAAAUUAACAUUAUAAAUCGCAAUGAAAACAUAAUAAUGAUGACUACGUUAUGUUCCUUUUAUUUUUUAGUUCUUAGACUUGUACGUGUAUUAAUUAUUUAUAAAACGUGCCCCUAAUGUGUCAGACUUUUUAAAUUUUCAAUCUCAAAUAUGUUGUGUGGUUUUAAAUACGUUUAAUUGUUAUUUUCGCACUGUCGUGGUGGUUUUUUUUUGUUAUCCCUAUGCUUACGUAUAUUACUAGUGUGCAUUUUGUAACAUGCAACAGAUAAAAUAACAAACAGUAUGAUUUCAUUAACAACUUAUAUUUUGGAUUUAAAGAGUACAUUAAAUUGCAAAGUUGGGAUUGGAUUUCUCAUAUUUUUUAUUAUUAAUUCUAGUCCAGUUGGAAGAGAACAAAUAAAAUGGUGUUUUGAAUCAUCAAAUAAAUAAAUAAAACGCAAUAAUCGACUGUAACAUUAAUGUUACAAUUUAUUUUGUGUAAAGUUAAGUAAUCUCUUUUCAUAUAUAGUGUGGCCUGAAGUGUUCAAUUCGAAUUGUUAAUAUUUGGUAAUUUAAUUUUUUUUUACAGAAAUACAGCAUUACUCAUUGCCACUUUACUCUCAGUCUAGGCAGGCUUUGUAAAUAAUACUUUUAAGUUGUCAUUGAAAAUUUCGAUUUAUACUCAGACCCUCCAGUCUUGUAUGCCUAUUUAAAUAUAUACUUUUGGCAGAACUUUAUUUCAUGUUUUUUAGUUUAAAACAUGAAUUCAGGAGUCAAUUUACUAUGUAAAACUUUAAUAAAAAAACGUUCGAAUAUAAAUUAAAAUCACUCAACUGUAGCGUUAUACUUUCGUUUAUUUCUGUAGAUAUGUGUAAAGUUUGACAAUAAUUAUAAUGAUACUCCAGAAAUGAGAAUGCUACAUGACAAAAUAGUCUCGGAUAAGAAAUAUUUUUAUUGGGGUCAUGAUUUUAUCUCAUGAAUUUUUUUAUAAAUGAAAUGGCUGAAAAAUAUUGAUUUCUAUUUAAUGUCCAUUAGAGGUGUCAAAUGACCCCAUUAAAUCACAACUUUUGAUCAUAUAUUUUAUUACAAUACAAUAAAACAAAUGCCUUACUACAUGUCCUACUCGAGUUUUGUUAAUGGAGUAAUUUGUACCCCCGCAUCAUCUUGUACAUAAAUAAAAUUUUAUUUUAUAAAAUUA
Messenger RNA from Bombyx mandarina (wild silkworm), 5680 nucleotides. It is a transcript of the gene Naa15-16, whose product is annotated as N-alpha-acetyltransferase 15/16. Gene Ontology annotation, cellular component: NatA complex; cytoplasm. Gene Ontology annotation, molecular function: protein binding. Lineage: Eukaryota; Metazoa; Arthropoda; Insecta; Lepidoptera; Bombycidae. Gene Ontology annotation, biological process: N-terminal peptidyl-methionine acetylation. The record is from RefSeq and is a predicted model, not a curated record.